Messenger RNA from Paracoccidioides brasiliensis Pb18, 2505 nucleotides. RefSeq lists its product as uncharacterized. The transcript has 5 exons. The record is from RefSeq and is a predicted model, not a curated record. The coding region runs from base 1 to 2505 and encodes 834 amino acids.
AUGGCUCCCGCGGGAUUGCGAAAGCGGGUGAAUCCAAAUGUUCCCAACCAGAACGCAGAGCCAGUGCAUGCUUUGCUGAAUGCUGGCAUGAACCCGGGAAUUGCCACAGAUACGGGGACUCCGUACAAGCCAAGGGAGAAAGCCGCGAGCUGGUAUAUUCAACCUUGGCCUAGCAAAUCUAAGGCACCAGCGGUGACCGAAGUUGCGCGUGAGAGCAUUUCUGCAGAAGGACCUCGGACAUUAGAACGCAAACAGUCGACUCCAACGCUUUUUAGCCAAGCUAGGUCCGUCCGAUCGCCCUCUAUCGGACUUACGAAGAAGGUUGGAGGGUCUAUGAGGUCGUUGCCGGCAGAAGUAGCUACCACACGAAUCAAUAUUGCUUCAAUUAGCUCUCCCGCCGUUUCUAAUAUGCAGGAAUCUGAUAAAACUAUUGAUGUAUGCAAAAAGGAUGGCAUCAAAGAUGACUCGACACCUAUACUGCCGAAAACUUCCGGAAACAGCCUGAGUGCAAAGGAACUUGGCCAGAGGAUUGUGGGUGAUAUCCUUCCAGAUCGUAAUGGUCCUGGGAGAAAAGAACAAGAAAGUCAGUCAAAUCAAGCCUCAGGUUGGCUUAGCUGGCUUCCGCUCAUAAAGACUGGGGUUGAAUCCACUUCCAAAAUAGAUCAAAUAGAACUGCCUAGUGAGGUUGUAACGCAAGCGCCUAGAUCGUCAAGUCAAGAAGAACAAGAAGAAGUGGAGGAAGAACCGGAACAAAAAGAUACGGAAAUGCCUGCAACCCAAAUCGAUGCCCAUUCUACCUCUUCCGGAGCACCAAAUUAUAAAAAGAGAUCAUGGCCGUUUAUGUGGGGUGGAUGUCCUGCUCCUCCCCAGCCGAGAAACGACUUGGACGGCGUGCAGGAGUGCGAAGAAUGUGCGGGUGUUCAAGACUCUACGGCAAAGAAUGAUGCUAUAGAUCCCCAAGCCGACCUUGCCGAUACACAACCCCAGGAUACCGAUUUGACCAGUGCACCUACCAACACAACAAAAUCAUCCAGUUGGCUCUUUUGGUAUCGAGAGACCUCGACAGUGCAUGUUGAACAAAGUGCCCCACGGCUAGAGUCAGCAGAGGAUUCAACCCGUUCUCAAAAUAAAUCAUCGGCGUCGAUUGAAGUAUCGAAACCGGAACCAGGGUCUGUAGACACAGACAGCCAACGUGAACAGCCCAAAGUUGAAUCCAUAACAUCUGACGGGCCAUCCAAAAGUAUCACUAAAAAGUCUACUGGCCCGACUAAAGACAAAUUGGGCAGCACCUCAACGGCUAAAAUUGUGUUUCCCAAUCAGGUGCUUCCGACAUUUAGGGACAGCUUCCCCAUCCAACAGAAGCCCGGUAUUAUUCAGCAGCUUGGUCGUCUACUAUACUAUACUAGGAACACUGAGCACUGCCAUGUAACACGCACAACUGACCCACCUCGUAUCAAACGUGCUCUCGCAAUCGGGGUGCAUGGAUACUUCCCUGCUCCGUUAAUUCGCACGGUGCUCGGCCAGCCAACAGGAACCUCCGUCAAAUUUUCAACUCUAGCAGCUGAGGCCAUUUCUUCAUGGGCUGAAUCUCGUAGUUACUCCUGUGAAAUACAGAAAAUAGCACUUGAAGGUGAGGGGCGCAUUUCAGAACGAGUGGAUCUACUCUGGAAGUUGCUCCUCGACUACAUCGAAGUCAUCAAGAAAGCCGAUUUCAUCAUGGUAGCCUGCCAUAGCCAGGGUGUUCCAGUUGCAACCAUGUUGGUUGCGAAAUUGAUAGCGUUUGGUUGUGUGAACUACGCCCGUAUUGGUAUAUGUGCGAUGGCAGGUGUCAAUCUGGGGCCAUUUCCAGAUUAUCGAUCCCGCUGGAUUAGUGGAUCAGCUGGUGAAUUAUUUGAUUUUGCGAAUCCGAAUAGCAAAGUCUCGCAGGACCACAUCGCAGCACUUGAAGCAGCACUUGACUUUGGCGUGAGGAUAGUGUAUGUGGGGAGCAUAGAUGAUCAGUUGGUUUCAUUGGAGUCAUCUACGUUUGCCUCCGUUUCCCAUCCUCACAUAUAUAGAGCUGUCUUUGUGGAUGGUAGGGUCCAUGCACCAAGCUUUUUGUCACACCUCGUGGGCUUCGCAAUGAAGCUACGCAACUUAGGAAUAUCCGAUCACGGACUCAUACGGGAGCUUAGCUCUCCUCUUGCUGGGAGUUUAUAUUCUGGCGAAGGGCACUCCCGUUUAUAUGACGACGAAACAGUCUACCUCCUCGCUGUCGAAUAUACCCUCGAAACACUUCCAGUUGCCAACGCCAAACUCGAAAUAAAAAAAUUCCAUCGUUCACAGACUCCAAAUCCAUACAUACUCCCGUUCGCAAUGCGGGGCGUCCUCGAAGAAGAAUACGUGCGACGCGAGUUGUCUAAGGAGACCGCGGAGCUCCUAAGACUCUUUGAUGAUUGGAAACCUACCAGCAAGGUGCUGAAAGAUGUCAAGUUUCGUCUUGAAGGCAUUAGAUCAAAGCUUUAA